Messenger RNA from Symbiodinium pilosum, 333 nucleotides. The record is from the annotation of a GenBank genome assembly. NCBI's taxonomy places the organism in Eukaryota, Dinophyceae, Suessiales, Symbiodiniaceae.
AUGAGCGUCCCGCUGGCUCCCCGCCACCACCAGCCCCCUUCCAGCUGCAAUUUCGCUCAGCGCAGGCGUCCAUCACAUCGGAUUGGCUGCCCAUCGAGGGCGUUCCUCUCUACGGCGACGAGCAGAAAAUCCUUGUCUCCGACCAUCGCUUGCGCCACCACAGGGAAGAUGGCGUGGUUUUCCGGCUUUGGCGUGCGUGGCUCCCGCCAUGCAGCAGUCACCAGGUCAAGGAUGAUGCACGAGUGCGCCACUUCAGUGGCGAGGCCCCAAGAAGUCCACGUAGAGAUAGAAGGAAUCUCAGCCUGUCAUUCAGCACGCCACGAGCCUGUCUAG